Molecule: messenger RNA, 1225 nt
Organism: Bolinopsis microptera
Lineage: Eukaryota; Metazoa; Ctenophora; Tentaculata; Lobata; Bolinopsidae
Product: ubiquitin-conjugating enzyme E2 variant 1-like
Exons: 6
Coding region: 43-459 (138 amino acids)
Biological process (GO): protein K63-linked ubiquitination; DNA damage tolerance
Cellular component (GO): nucleus
Source: RefSeq, a predicted model, not a curated record
CAAAUAAUUUGAGCUAAAAGAACUAGAUCGUACCGACAUAGAAUGACAGAAAAUUAUUCAGUUCCCCGGAACUUCAAGCUGCUGCAGGAGCUGGAAGAUGGUGAGAAGGGUGUAGGUGACGGGUCUCUCUCCUGGGGACUUGAGAAGGAUGACGACAUGUCACUUACACACUGGAACGCCACCAUCAUUGGACCUCCUAGGUGUCCGUUUGAGAACAGAAUAUACCAGCUGCACAUUGAGGCUGGACCAGACUACCCCAGUACCGCUCCAAAGAUCAGAUUCAGGACCCGGAUAAUUGUAAACUUCGUGACCUCUUCCGGCCAGGUGGACCUAAAGACAGUUUUACCAAGAGGAUGGAACUCAAAGAUGACUAUCAAAGAUGCUCUCAAGGGAAUUUGGACACAUAUGCAGAAAGCAAAGGGAGUCGGUCACCAGCCAAAUGAUGGAGUUAUGUUCUGACUUACGCACCACAGGAUAGAAAAUUGGUUAAUUAACCCAGACCUCCUUUAGGAACAUCGAGGCAUUUGAAGAGACAUUCUCUUAUAACCCUUGCUAGUUUUGGCCAGAGAGCCACUUGAUGUUUCGGAGCCGAUUGUCGUUUUGGACAAUUUUCAAUGCUAGUCCAUUUUUGAUGAUAAUGAUGAUUUAUUUUUAAUCAAAAUUUAAGAAUGGGACCAUGGGAAGCGAAAUAUGCACAUUAAAUCAUAAUGAAUAGAGCUUGUUUUACUGGAAAUCUAUUUUGUUUCAGACAUUAAAAUGAAAUGUUAGGGUAUUUGGACGCUCGAGCAUAUUUAUUUUUACAGGAGAAUUCACACAACGUAGCUUUUAUGGCGAACUCAAUCUAUUGUCGUGAUAAUUUUGUUAUGGAAACAAUCAGAGGACCUUUUCUAUGAUUUGAUCGAGAAUGUCAUCCCAUUGGAAUUUGGAUUGCCAUCCUCACUUGAUUUAUGAGAACAUUGUAUUUGUUUGAAAUGUGAAAUGUGGCGGCUAUUUUUAAGCUAAUUUGGGCAAAUUUUAAAAGCAUCCCUGGGAAUUUGCAUGGCAAGGUUCCAAACGCUUGAAGAAUCACUUAAGUUAUCUUUUAGUAUAUUACGAUUAAUAAAAUAUUGAAACUGUUAACUAAACAGAAUGCCCUCCUGAAAACGAGUAAAGAUUGUGUACCGUUAACUGUAAUUGUAAAUAAUGUUUGCUUAAACUUCUAAUUUUGUGUUGUCAAUUUCUCCCA